AUGGUGGUAGCAACGACCAUAGCGCUUUACGCGAGUCCACCGAGCACUAUAUGCUCCACAGCGCACCAGAUCAACGCUCAUGUCUCCUGCGACCUCGAUCUGAACCCCAGAUCCUCGUCGGCGUCUUCCUCCACGGCGUCUCCGACAGUCGGAGGUCUCUCUUUGCUUUUCUCCGGCGCAUCCGUCAAAUCAUCGUCUUCCUCCUCAUCGCACCCAACAGUAGGAGAGGAAUUAUCUUCCAUACGCCAUGAUCGAAGCGAGGACCGGACCUUAAGCGGCUCCUUCUGCUAUUCUCCGAGCAAAUUCAUCGGCUCCUCGUACCUCAAACGAGACCACCAGAGCCCCGUCUCGGUGCUCCACGGUCCAAUUUCAUCAAGCAGCAGCCCUCCGAUGAGAAUUUCAAGAGAUCGGAACUCGGAUGGGGGUUUCCAUGGCGGCUCUUCUCUCCGCGUAGGAUCUAGCAGGUUGUUCAAUGGCUUCGUCAGGAAAGCGAUGAGAGCAAAUGGUGAUCCUUACCUGCAACAUUGUGUUGAGACUGCAAUGUUGUUGGCUGACAUUGGAGCUAACUCGACCGUUGUCGUAGCUGGGAUUCUACAUGAUACUUUAGAUGAUUCAUUCAUGAGCUAUGAUUACAUUCUCAGAACUUUUGGAUCAGGAGUCGCUGAUCUUGUGGAAGGGGUGUCUAAGCUUAGCCAACUAAGUAAACUUGCUCGGGAAAACAACACGGCGUGUAAAACCGUUGAAGCAGAUCGUUUGCACACUAUGUUCCUUGCAAUGGCAGACGCGAGAGCUGUUCUUAUAAAGUUAGCUGAUCGGUUACAUAACAUGUACACGCUUUAUGCUUUGCCUCCAUUGAAGCAGCAAAGGUUUGCUAAAGAGACUCUGGAGAUAUUUGCACCUUUGGCUAAUCGAUUGGGAAUCUCUAGCUGGAAAGUUGAGCUUGAAAAUCUAUGUUUCAAGCAUCUUCAUCCAGACCAGCACCACGAGAUGUCUGCUAUGCUCGAGGAUUCAUUCGACGAAGCUAUGAUUACUUCCGCGAUUGAGAAACUGGAGCAAGCGCUUAAGAAAGAAGGCAUCUCGUACCAUGUUCUCUCGGGACGGCACAAGAGCUUGUAUAGUAUCUACUGCAAGAUGUUGAAGAAAAAGCUGACCGUGGAUGAAAUUCAUGACAUUCAUGGGUUACGUUUGAUUGUUGACAAUGAGAAAGAUUGUUACAAGGCCUUAGGAGUAGUUCACAAGCUAUGGUCUGAAGUUCCUGGGAAGCUGAAAGAUUACAUAACUCAUCCCAAGUUCAACGGGUACCAAUCUUUGCAUACCGUAGUGAUUGGCGAUGGAAGAAGUAUUCCUCUGGAAGUUCAAAUACGGACAAAGGAGAUGCAUUUGCAAGCUGAGUUUGGGUUUGCGGCUCACUGGAGAUACAAGGAAGGUGACUGCAAACACUCAUCCUUUGUGCUUCAGAUGGUUGAAUGGGCUCGAUGGGUUGUGACCUGGCACUGCGAAACCAUGAGCAAAGACAGAUCCUCCAUCUGCUCCUCCGAGCCAUUGUGCAGCUUCCCGUCUCACGCUCAAGACUGUCCGUUUUCCUAUAAGCCUAAUGGUGACCAAGAAGGACCAGUCUAUGUCAUUGUAAUCGAAAACGACAAGAUGACUGUGCAAGAGUUUCCGGCGAGUUCCACGGUAUCGGACCUGUUAAGCAGAGCAGGACCAGGGAGCUCGAGAUGGUCAAUGUACAGCAUCCCGGCGAAGGAAGAGCUAAGGCCGAGGCUGAACCAGAGACCUGUAAGUGAUGUGAAAUGCAAGCUGAAGAUGGGAGACGUGGUGGAGCUGACUCCAGCCAUACCUGACAAGUCUCUGACUGAAUACAGAGAGGAGAUUCAGCGGAUGUAUGAUCGAGGGCUCGCCUUUUCUCGCCCUCGCCGUGCAGCAAUGGUUGGCCGGGGAAGCUAACAUGUUCUUCGGUUUCUUUAGUCAAAAACAGAGAGAUCCUCCUUGUUCACGUAUACUUUAGUUAUUAUUUAUGUAUAGUAAUAUGAUGCUUCAGAAAGAUUUGGUGUACCUUGUUUGUUCUUGUGUUGAUUCUAAGAAAACAUUGUAUAUAAUAAUAAUAAUAAUAAUAUGCACUUACACAUAUAGGCUAAUGAAAACUAGACUCUGGUG
Thlaspi arvense is the source of this 2157-nucleotide messenger RNA. NCBI's taxonomy places the organism in Eukaryota, Viridiplantae, Streptophyta, Magnoliopsida, Brassicales, Brassicaceae. The record is from the annotation of a GenBank genome assembly.